Messenger RNA from Linum tenue, 2447 nucleotides. The record is from the annotation of a GenBank genome assembly. NCBI's taxonomy places the organism in Eukaryota, Viridiplantae, Streptophyta, Magnoliopsida, Malpighiales, Linaceae.
UUUCUUCCUGUGUUCUUCACUCUAUACGUACGUGGUGAAUCCAUUACAUUUCUCAGCAAAAAUGCCGUCUUCGAUCCACUUCUUCUUCUUCUUCUUACCACUGCUCAUUACCCUUCUCCACCUCUCUUCCUCCAUCACCCAUGCCACUGUUGCCCAACAAAGAAAGGUGUACAUAGUGUACAUGGGAGAUGUAUCACCAACUAGAUCUCAUAUUUCAGCACUAGACCAACACCAUGACUUGCUUCUCUCGGCAAUCCAAGAUGAAUCCAUGGCUAGAAGUGCCAAACUAUAUAGCUACACGAGAAGUUUUAAUGGGUUUGCAGCGAGGCUUUUGCCCGAAGAAGCUCAUAGGAUAAGGGGGCGUGAAGGUGUAGUCUCUGUGUUUGAAAGCCAAAAGAACCAACUACACACAACUAGGUCAUGGAACUUCCUAAAGAUGCCACAAGAUGUAAGGAGAAAAGCAACGGUGGAAAGCAACAUAAUCGUUGGUUUGUUGGAUACUGGUAACAACUCAAAUCAAAUUCUUGACCAAAGAAUCUACCCGGAUGCUCCAAGCUUCAACGCUUCAGGCUUUGGCCCACCGCCAGCCAAAUGGAAAGGCAAAUGCGACUCCGGCGCCAACUUCACCGGCUGCAACAAUAAAGUGAUCGGAGCGAGAUUCUACAACCUGGACCAGAUGGACCCUAACAUCGAUGUCGAGACUCCCGCGGACUUGGACGGCCACGGCUCCCACACCUCCUCCACGGUGGCCGGAGUUCCCGUCGGGGGAGCCAGCCUGUACGGAAUCGCCAGAGGAACCGCCAGAGGUGGUGUCCCCUCGGCCAGAAUCGCCAUGUACAAGGUCUGCUGGAGCAGCGGCUGCGACGACGUCAAUUUGAUGGCCGGAUUCGACGACGCAAUCGCCGACGGCGUAGACCUCAUCUCCGUCUCGAUCGGCGGGAGCCCCAAACCGUUUCACGUGGAUCCCAUAGCUAUCGGGGCCUUCCACGCCAUGAAGAAGGGGAUUCUGGUUUCCUGCUCCGCUGGCAACAUUGGGCCGGCUCUGGGCACGGUUCAGAAUGUGGCGCCAUGGAUUUUGACGGUGGCGGCUUCCAACCUUGACCGCCAGUUCAAGACUGCCGUCAAGCUGCGCAACGGGGUGAAAUCCGCUGGAAUUUCGAUCAACACAUUUUCGCCCAAAAGGGCCAUGUACCCACUAACCAGCGGGAUUCAAGCCGCCAUAAACGUGAGUGGAUAUGGGAAUGCAAGCGCUUGCGAUUAUGGGACUCUGGAUGAAAAGAAAGUGAAGGGGAAGCUCGUGUUCUGCCGGGGAAGCGCCAACCAAGACUACUCCAUUAACGAGAUGAAAGGUGCCGGAGUGAUCAUGACCGCCGCACAAAUGUCCGACAUUGCCGCCCUCACCAUCAUCCCCGGAACCGUACUUACCGUCGCCGACGGCGACAAGAUCGAUAGAUACAUCAACACUACCAAGUACCCAAGGGCCGUGAUCCAAAAGACAAGGACGGUCCACGUCAGCGCCCCAGCAAUUGCCUCCUUCUCAUCCAGAGGGCCUCAAUUUAUCAGCCCCAGCAUUCUCAAGCCGGACGUUGCAGCCCCUGGUCUGUCCAUAUUGGCCGGCUACUCGACCCUCGCCACUUUGACCGGAACCAAGGAUGACCCCCGCCGGUAUCCCUUCAAUAUCAUCUCCGGAACUUCCAUGGCUUGCCCCCAUGUUACCGCCACCGCAGCCUAUGUCAAGAGCUUCCACCCUGACUGGUCACCCGCCAUGAUCAAGUCCGCCAUCAUGACCACAGCCACGCCAAUCAAGAUCCCGGCAGAAGGUGAAGGCCUGGCAACAGGGUCGGGCCAGAUCAACCCAACACGAGCCCUCCACCCAGGCUUGGUUUACGACAUGGCACUGACCGACUACAUCAGCUACUUGUGCAAAGAAGGCUACAACGACUCCGAUAUCAGCCUCCUUUACCACAGCAGGAAAAACCUCUCCUGCGCAGACAUCAAGCCAGCCAAAGGCAGUGACGGCCUCAACUACCCUUCCAUGCACUACCAGCUCAAUGCCAGCAUCACAACCUUCUCUGUCGAGUUCCACCGCAGCGUCAAGCAUGUCGGGUUUGGACACUCCGUCUACAAGGCCAAGGUCACCUCACCCAAAGGCAUUUCGAUAGAGGUAUUUCCGGAGAAAUUGGUGUUCAACAGGAAGCAUCAGAAACAAAGUUUUAAAGUCUGUGUAAGCGGGGAACUGAAGAAUGGUACCUACAUUGCCACGGGCUCCUUGGUUUGGGAUGACACCAAGCAUGUUGUUCUUAGUCCCAUCGUUGUGUACAAGCCACAGGUUUGGUCAGGAUAAUCUUCUUAUUCUUCUUCUCCUCUCCCUAUUACAGGGCUUUUCUUGUAGGUUUGCUCUUUGCAUAUUAAUCACACACGGGUAAUCAGAAAUUUUUGUCCAAGCU